This is a messenger RNA of Lucilia sericata (common green bottle fly), 1741 nucleotides long. RefSeq lists its product as uncharacterized. The record is from RefSeq and is a predicted model, not a curated record. The transcript has a single exon. The coding region runs from base 171 to 1439 and encodes 422 amino acids. NCBI's taxonomy places the organism in Eukaryota, Metazoa, Arthropoda, Insecta, Diptera, Calliphoridae.
GCCACACUGCACACAUACAACAUUUGCAUUGUUUUUAUUUUCCAUCCAAAAAGUAAACAAAUUUAUUUCAUAAUUUAUGACAAAACCAAAAAACAAAGUUUCAAUUUAACAACAAAAAGUGUUAAAAAAUAACGGUUAUUAACAAACGAAUUCAAAAUCACCUUUACAAAAUGAUGGAUAAAUUUCUACCGCAAGUAGCAGCAGUAAGUGCACAACAGCAGCAGCAGCAACAACAACAAGUAGCACAAACUCAGUCCUCAAAAUCGUUUAGUGUUUCGGAAGAACAUCGUCACUAUUUGAAAGUAUUCAUACAAACCUAUCACAAUUUGCCAAUUCUAUGGGAUACAUCUCUGCGAGACUAUACCAAUCGUGACAAACGGGCCGAUGCCUAUCAAACUUUGGUUCCCAUUUAUAGGUAUUUGAAGAGGGAUGCCACUUUGGAGGAUGUUAAAAAGAAAAUAAACACGUUGCGCACUAACUAUCGCAAGGAGUUGAAAGUAGUGGAGGCAGCCCGCAAGCAGGGCAAUCAUUAUCAACCUAGAUGCUGGACAUUUUAUGAAUUGGAUUUUCUGCGUAAUGCUGAGAAGUUUCUGGCCAUCGAUACUUCGAUUAUAAAACAUGAAACAUCCUCAUCUUCAACAACACCUUCGGCCUAUAAUACCUUUAGUGAGUCUGCUCAUGCGGGACAUUUUCUGGAUAAUGCUCCCUAUGGUUAUCUAAUGGGCAAAGGUAAUACCUCACCCAUGAGUAUAACGGAAAUGUUUCACAAAUCAUUUGGUCAACAAAACAACAACAAUAACAACCAACAGCAAAGAGUAGAAGCAAAUAGCAAUCAUACCACUCCACCCUUAGGUUUACCGGGUGGUAUACAAUCACAUCUCAAUGUACCCACUAAUACAACGCCAUAUCAAACACCAACAGCGGCAGUAUCCGCUAAUGCAAACAAACGCUUAAAAACGACUACAUCCUCUUCACCACCCGAUGAAAUGCUCAACAUGGCCUGUGAUUAUUUAUCCUCCACUUAUCCCGAAGAGGAAUCUAUAGCACGCACCUGGACCCAUAAAUUGAAAAGAUUACCCAGAGAACAACGCCUUUUAGCGGAGAAGUUUAUAAACGAUAUUCUCUUCGAAGCUGAAUCAGGCAGUUUACAUCGUGGCUCCAUGCAGUUAAAUGCUUUGGAACCAUAUGUCCGCUUUGAGGAAUCACAAAAUGACGAUAGUAGCCAGGAGAAGCCACAAAGUCCGAAUGUUUUGACUAAUAAUACAACAAGUACAAAUGCAACACAGUCUUUGGAACAAACCCCCAAUGAGACAAACACCACACAUCAUUCUCCUUUAGCCGUAGGAAAUAUGCUAAUAAAUGAUGGUUCCACUGCCAGUGCCUCAAAUGAUACGGAUAAUAAUAGUAGAAAUACUAGCGCUUUUAGCAGUUACAAUUAAUUAAAGAAGGAAUUAUUUUAUAAGAAAUGAGAAUAUGGUCUUGAAUCUUUGAAAGAUUUGUUUAAUGGGCAUGGCUUGAUGUUUGAAAUUUUUUUUUUUUGGAGAUAUUACUUGUGAGAUACUGUUGCAAUAUUUUAUUUUUAAUUCAAUUUUUUAAUAUAAAGUUUAUUUUUAAAGUUUAAUGUAUGUAAACAUAAAUAUUACAUACAUACGUAAAGAAUGUAAUAGAUUUGCAAAUAUAGUGUAAAGUGCAUGUAUUUUAGGCUGGACCAGAUAUUUGGUACGGUGAUAAUAAAAAGAAG